AUGAAUAAUGCACCUCUAACUGACGACAAUGCAAUGUGGAAACAGAGAUUUCGUAUGCAUCAAUAUCGAGGAUACUUAGCAAAGUGUAAUCAUCAACGUGGUCUAGUGGCAAGCAAUCAAUCGGGUAUUUAUCAAUUAUACUCAUGGACUAUAUCGAACGGACAACUGCGUCAGUUGACAAAUCAUUCGGAGGGUAAAAGGGACGGAUUUAUAUCCUGUGAUGGUCGUUUUGUUUAUUAUCUGAACGAUAAGAAAGGUAAUGAAACUGGUCACUAUACUCGCAUCGACGUUGAUACUGGUAAAGAAGUAGAUUUAACACCUGGAAGAGAACCGUAUUCGUCGUUAGGAUUUCACACGGAUGGUAUUGGCAAAACAAUAGCUUAUCUAACUACUGAUCAUGAAAAGGGUUGUCAACUAUUUACACAAUCUGUAACAAUGGAUUCUAUUGGUGAACCGAGUUUGAUCUACGAAACGGCAAAUUUUACAAUUAAUCCGAUUUUAUCAUAUAAUGGAGAUCUUGUGGUCAUAGAAACUACCGAUGUUAAAAAGGGUAUAGGCAGUAUACUGGUCGUCUUUGACAUCAGUAAUAAUGGACGUUUGAUUAGCACGCUCGACUAUGGGCACGGAGUUAAUGUGGUACCAAAACAAUUCGCUUCAUUGCCGAACGAUAUACGUCUUUUAGCGAAAAGUAACCGCACCGGAGCGAAUCGACCAUUGAUUUGGAACGUACGGACUAACGAACAAAUUGAUUUUAUAUUUGAUCAGUUCGGCAUCGAAGGAGAUAUUGAUCCACUCGAUUGGUCGGAAGAUGGGAAUUUCAUUCUUCUAUUACACAUUCAUAAUGCUAUUUUUCGACUGUACUGUUAUUCUAUUGUUGACAAGACUAUAAAUGCACUGAUAGAACAGCCAUCCGGCAUGAUUCAUGAUGCACGAUUCGGCCCUGAUGGAACGAUUGUGGUUCAGUGGGAAAAUGCACAUACACCUCGACGAAUCGUUGCAUUGAAUGUUAACAAUGGAGCAGUUGAGAAAGUUAUACUUGGACCAUCGAAAAUUGAAAAUUUGAUAACUCGCUCACAACGUUCAGUGACAUUUUCGUCGUCGGAUAAACAACUUAUACAAGGUCGACUUACCUUACCUAGUACGCAUGCUGAUGGACCACUUGCAGCAAUUAUUGACGUACACGGCGGUCCUGCAUUUGUUACAAGUGAAAAGUUCGAUCCAGUAAGUGAAGCAUGGGUCGAUCACGGCUUCGCAUAUCUAUCAAUUAAUUAUCGUGGCUCGAUUACAUUUGGACGGGAAUUUGAACAUAAGAUCUAUUCUGACAUUGGCCAUUGGGAAGUAGAAGAUAUUGUCGCUGCACGUACUUGGCUUGUUGAACAGGGUAUUGCUCGACCCAACACUAUAUUUCUAACAGGUUGGUCGUAUGGUGGGUAUCUGACUUUGUUGACUUUAGGUAAACAAUCGAGUUUGUGGGCAGGUGGAUUAGCAGGUAUUGCUAUUGCCGAUUGGACCAUGCUCUAUGAAGAUUCUGCUGAAUCGCUGAAAACUUACGAAGUAUCCUUAUUUGGCGGUACGCCAGCUGAAAAGCCGGAAUUAUACGCUGCCGCAUCUCCCAUCACGUACGUCGAACAGAUCAGUGCGCCUGUACUGAUUAUUCAAGGAGCUAAUGAUACACGAUGUCCUGCACGUCAAAUGAAGUGCUUCGAGAGUAAGAUGCGUCAGCUCAAUAAAAAGUUAGAAAUUGAAUGGUUUGGUGGUGGGCAUGCACUCAAUGCUCCGGAACAGCUGAUUUUACAUAUCGAAAAAAUGCUAUGCUGGACUCACAGAGUACUUGAAGAGAACAACGCAAAAACUACCAGUCAAAGUAAAACAGCUGCUUUGUUUUGA
Molecule: messenger RNA, 1887 nt
Organism: Adineta ricciae
Lineage: Eukaryota; Metazoa; Rotifera; Eurotatoria; Adinetida; Adinetidae
Source: the annotation of a GenBank genome assembly